Molecule: messenger RNA, 2726 nt
Organism: Molossus molossus (Pallas's mastiff bat)
Lineage: Eukaryota; Metazoa; Chordata; Mammalia; Chiroptera; Molossidae
Gene: P4HA1
Product: prolyl 4-hydroxylase subunit alpha 1
Exons: 15
Coding region: 164-1768 (534 amino acids)
Biological process (GO): peptidyl-proline hydroxylation to 4-hydroxy-L-proline
Cellular component (GO): endoplasmic reticulum
Molecular function (GO): iron ion binding; L-ascorbic acid binding; procollagen-proline 4-dioxygenase activity
Source: RefSeq, a predicted model, not a curated record
GGUUAUAAAAAGGCUUACUGGCUCCCUCUGCUGCCCAGUCGGACCGCCAGCGGGCUGAGGGAAGGAGUAGGUAGCCCGCCCGAGUGCAGGCAACAGGGGGCUGAAGAACGCUCUCCCGUCCCGCUUCUCAGGUGUGUGAACCUGUAAAAGUAAGACUUCCAAGAUGAUCCAGUAUAUUUUAAUUGUAGGGAUUCUACUUCCCCAGUCUUUGGCCCAUCCAGGCUUUUUUACUUCAAUUGGUCAGAUGACUGAUUUGAUCCAUACAGAGAAAGAUCUGGUGACUUCCCUAAAAGACUAUAUUAAGGCAGAAGAGGACAAAUUAGAACAAAUAAAAAAAUGGGCAGAGAAAUUAGAUCGGCUAACUAGCACUGCAACAAAAGAUCCAGAAGGAUUUGUCGGGCACCCUGUAAAUGCAUUCAAGUUAAUGAAACGUCUGAACACUGAGUGGAGUGAGUUGGAGAAUCUAGUCCUUAAGGAUAUGUCAGAUGGUUUUAUCUCUAACCUAACCAUUCAGAGACAGUAUUUCCCUAACGAUGAAGAUCAGGUUGGGGCAGCCAAAGCUCUGUUGCGUCUCCAGGACACCUACAAUUUGGAUACAGAUACCAUCUCAAAGGGUAAUCUUCCAGGAGUAAAACACCAGUCUUAUCUAACGGUUGAAGAUUGUUUUGAGUUGGGCAAAGUAGCCUAUACUGAAGCAGACUAUUACCAUACAGAACUGUGGAUGGAACAAGCACUAAGGCAGCUGGAUGAAGGGGAGGUUUCUACCAUUGAUAAGGUCUCUGUUCUGGAUUAUUUGAGCUAUGCAGUGUACCAGCAGGGAGACCUCGAUAAGGCACUUUUGCUCACAAAGAAGCUUCUUGAACUAGAUCCUGAACAUCAGAGAGCUAAUGGUAACUUAAAAUAUUUUGAGUAUAUAAUGGCUAAAGAAAAAGAUGCCAAUAAGUCUACUUCAGAUGACCAAUCUGAUCAGAAAACCACACUGAAGAAAAAAGGGGCUCCUGUGGAUUACCUCCCAGAGAGACAGAAGUACGAAAUGCUGUGCCGUGGGGAGGGUAUCAAAAUGACUCCUCGAAGACAGAAGAAACUCUUUUGCCGCUACCAUGAUGGAAACCGGAAUCCUAAAUUUAUUCUGGCUCCAGCCAAACAGGAGGAUGAGUGGGACAAGCCUCGUAUUAUUCGCUUCCAUGAUAUUAUUUCUGAUGCAGAAAUUGAAAUUGUCAAAGAUCUAGCAAAACCAAGGCUGAGCCGAGCUACAGUACAUGACCCUGAGACUGGAAAAUUGACCACAGCACAGUACAGAGUAUCUAAGAGUGCCUGGCUUUCUGGCUAUGAAAACCCUGUGGUGUCUCGAAUUAAUAUGAGAAUACAAGAUCUAACAGGACUAGAUGUUUCUACAGCAGAGGAAUUACAGGUAGCAAAUUAUGGAGUGGGAGGACAGUAUGAACCCCAUUUUGAUUUUGCACGGAAAGACGAGCCAGAUGCUUUCAAAGAGCUGGGGACAGGAAAUAGGAUUGCUACGUGGCUGUUUUAUAUGAGUGAUGUGUCAGCAGGAGGAGCCACUGUUUUUCCUGAAGUAGGAGCUAGUGUUUGGCCCAAAAAGGGAACCGCUGUUUUCUGGUAUAAUCUGUUUGCCAGUGGAGAAGGAGAUUAUAGCACACGGCAUGCAGCGUGUCCAGUGCUAGUUGGAAAUAAAUGGGUAUCCAAUAAAUGGCUCCAUGAACGUGGACAAGAAUUUCGAAGACCGUGCACCUUAUCAGAAUUGGAAUGACAAAUAGGCUUCUCCUGCUGUACUUGGAUGUAUCUGAUACACACAGUUCCCAGUCUUAACUUUCAAGAGUUUACAACUGACUAACAAACACUCCAUGACUGACUCAGUUAUGAACCUCACACCAUCAUGUUUCAUCUGUGGACAAAUCACUAACUUUGUGGGUGUUUUCUUUUAAAAGUAACACUGAAUCACCAUAUUGUACAUAAUAAAACCUUCAAAUUCAGUUGGUAUCACAAAGGACAAAGCAAGGCAGAAUUAAAAAUGAGGAACUUUUACAUGUUAUAUAUUUUAAAGAACUUUUCGUUUAGAUAAAAAUACACUUUAAGCAUCUGAUCAUAGUAUAUCACUACAUCUCUGUGGGUGGUCGACUGGAAUGGACCGUGUGAUUAAGGAAGACAUACACGCCUUAUAGUGUGUACCUAGGCACUGGGUUUACCUAGUCUUACUACUUAUUUUCUGGAUCUGCCUGAAGAUUAGGAAUAAACCUGGCCUCUAAUCUGGGUUCCAUACAAUGUGUGUCCCUCCAUCCACUUUCUAAGUUGAUUUUUUCCCCCUCCCAUGUGUCCUUUUUACUGUAUUUUACCAAUCCCCCUUUCCGCUCAUAGCUCCAUUGUGGUGAAUUAAGUCUGUUCGAGGUAAAAUACUUUGGUUAAGAAAAAAUUUAACAGGAAGCCCUACAGAACGCCAGGGCUUCUUAACUAAAAUGAUCUUCACUUGGUUUGUUUUUUUAAAUGACUGAUGAUUUUGUCCAUAAAAUUUGCUGUUUUUCUUAGUGCCAAUACCUUGCCUCUUAUUCUUUCUACAGCAGGGUGGUGAUACUGUCUUUCUGAUUAAAUAAAUAUUGUGCCUUAGGAGACUGGAAAUUUAAGUCCUUUCAGUGAUGAGGGAUUUUAAAAAGAAAUAAUCUUCCUCAAAAGCCAAAAUGUUUGUUCUUUCAAUUCUGAAGUGUAUUGUGACA